This is a messenger RNA of Humulus lupulus (European hop), 720 nucleotides long. Its product is annotated as secreted RxLR effector protein 161-like. The coding region runs from base 1 to 720 and encodes 239 amino acids. The record is from RefSeq and is a predicted model, not a curated record. The transcript has a single exon. Lineage: Eukaryota; Viridiplantae; Streptophyta; Magnoliopsida; Rosales; Cannabaceae. Gene Ontology annotation, molecular function: nucleic acid binding.
AUGAUUGGGAGCAAGCCAGUUGACACUCCCAUGGAUCCAAACUUGAAAGUUAAUCGAAGAGAGGAUUCAACUCCAGUACAGAGGGGGAGCUAUCAAAGAUUAGUAGGAAAGCGAAUCUAUAUCUCUCAUACUAGACCUGAUAUCGCCUUCCCUGUCAGCGUUGUUAGUCAACAUAUGCACAGUACUUGUGAGGAGCACUUGGAAGCAGUGUAUCAUAUUCUAAGGUAUCUGAAAAUGACACUAGGUCUUGGUUUGCACUUCAAAAAACACAACAACCGAGACUUGGAAGUUUACACAGACUCUAGUUGGGCUGGAGAGCUGACCGACAGACAAUCAACUAGUGGUUAUUGCACCUAUGUAUGGGGUAAUUUAGUUACUUGGCAUGGUAAAAAGCAGCCUAUGGUCUCAAGGAGUAGUGCAAAGUCAGAAUAUCGUGCUUUGGCCUUAGGUAUUUGUGAAGGGAUAUGGAUCAAAAGGCUCAUAAAUGAAUUGAGGUUUGACUCUCCUGAGUCCUUUAAAAUGUACAGUGAUAGUCAAGCAGCAAUUAGCAUUGCUAAAAAUCUGAUUCAACACAAUAGAACUAAACAUGUUGAAAUAGACAGACACUUCAUUUCUGAGAAGGUGAAUUCAAAGAUCAUUGAGCUCAACUACAUUGCUACAAAGAAACAGAUUGUCGACAUCCUAACAAAGGCCCUACCAAGAAAAAGUUUUGAAGAAUGA